This is a messenger RNA of Rotaria sordida, 1282 nucleotides long. NCBI's taxonomy places the organism in Eukaryota, Metazoa, Rotifera, Eurotatoria, Philodinida, Philodinidae. The record is from the annotation of a GenBank genome assembly.
GUUAUACUCAUUUACAAUGUAAUCGUGGUCCAUCACCAGCUUGUUUGGAUUGGACAGAGAUUUGCGAUGGUCAAGUUGAUUGCAUCGAUGAUAAAGUGGAUGAAAAAGAUUGUUGGAAAAUUGAAAUUCAUGUAUGUCAAGAUGAUGAAUUUCAAUGUUCGAAUGGACAAUGUAUACCUAUGGCUUUUUAUCGUGAUGAUGGUACUAUUAAUGAUUGUGCUGACUUGACAGAUGAACAUUCGCCACAACUAAUAGGAACGUUGCGCUUCGUUUAUAAACCACCGUCAUUUAUAAAUGAAGAGAAUCAAUUUCGUCCACUACCCAUCGGAAAUCUUAAUUCCGGUAUGCGUCGAAGCCAUUUAUUUCAAGCUUUAUUUUUGGCUAAAGAUAACUCUACAUCCGAAGAUUGUUGGUCAGCCCUUAGAUCUACAAUCCAACAAUCAAUAUAUGAAAAGCCACUUUUUAAUAAGACAUGUGUGAAACAAGAGUGUUUUGAAAUCAUUGAGAAAGAAUGUCCAGAUCUUUUUUAUUUCCCUACGGUUCCAGUCUUUUUUCAUAACAUUCGACUGGCAUUCAACAAAACCGAUCUGUCAAUUCACAAGAGUCUAUACUAUACUGCAGCUUUCAUAUGUUACAAUAGUUCUGAUUAUGAGUACUAUGUUCCUCCUGGUGAAAAUUUUUUAUUCGAUAAUACAACCUGUUUCCGUCCUGGCCGCAUAUGGAUUUCUAAUAUGAUGAAAUACACACUGGAAGAAGAAUAUCUGUCUCCUUUGUAUGAAUUCAUAGAUAAUAUGAAACCAUACUUUUUAAUUUAUAACUAUACUUCUGGAAUGUGUAAUAGAUCUAACAUAUAUCAUUGUAUCAACUCUUCAAAAUGUAUCUCAAUGAAUCGUCUGAUGGAUAGUAGUGUGGACUGUCCAAAUGGUGAUGACGAAAAUCUAACGCAUAUUAUAGAUACUGGCUGGACAGAUGUUUUAAAAAAAAUUUUUCAAUGCAAGAUGGUUAACAAAUAUAUUUAUCAAUCGUUUGUUAAAGAUGGAUACUGUCACUGUGAAGGGCAGCAUGGCCGUUACUGUGAAGACGAAGAUGAAGAUUUUGCUUUUGCUAGAACGAAGCUUUUAUUUCAACACGUUUGUGAUGGAUUAACUCAACUGAUUCCAAUAAAUAAUGACAAACAAAAUGAAACAGAUGAAACAGAAUGUGAACAAUGGCCAUGUAAUAACAUUUAUACUCGUUGUGAUGGCAUUUGGGAUUGCCCGAAGGGUGAGGAUGAAAUCGGUUG